Molecule: messenger RNA, 5923 nt
Organism: Pelodiscus sinensis (Chinese soft-shelled turtle)
Lineage: Eukaryota; Metazoa; Chordata; Testudines; Trionychidae
Source: RefSeq, a predicted model, not a curated record
AAGUCAGGAAAAGAGGGUGGUAUUGCAACACGGGGCUGUCUGCAGCUGCUGUUCCUGGGGCUCAGCUUCCCUCUGCAAUUCCUGCCCCUCCUUCCAAAACAAAACCUGUCCCUUUCUCUUCUCUCUUGGCCUCUGGGUUUUUACUUGAAGCGCGGGGCUGCUCAGUAACGGAUCGGGCAAAGCUCCCACGGAAGGGCGGCGAGACAGUACCUAAUUCAGUCUGCCUUGCAGCAUGACGGUGUUUGUGUCCGUGGGAAGGUUUCCUGUAGAAGUGUCAGAUGUUUGUAUGGAUCCAUUCAUUAAUCAACUGUAUAGUCUGAAGAGCAGCAGCAAAGAUCAGCAUUAAGUCGUCUUCUCCAGUGGUUUAGCAGCGAGUACCUUUGGGAAGCAGGAAGAUGAUGAGUGACGCGAGUGACAUGUUGGCUGCCGCUUUGGAACAGAUGGACGGCAUUAUAGCAGGUUCCAAAGCUCUGGAGUAUUCCAACGGUAUAUUUGAUUGUCAGUCCCCUACCUCCCCAUUUAUGGGGAGCCUGCGAGCGCUGCACCUUGUGGAAGAUUUACGUGGUUUAUUAGAGAUGAUGGAAGCAGAUGAAAAAGAAGGAUUGAGAUGUCAGAUCCCUGAUUCAACAGCAGAAGCUCUGAUUGAAUGGCUCCAAAGCCAAAUGACUAAUGGCCAUAUAGCUGGUAAUGGAGAUGUAUAUCAGGAAAGGCUAGCACGUCUGGAAAAUGACAAGGAAUCUCUUGUUUUGCAAGUAAGUGUACUUACUGACCAGGUGGAGGCACAAGGAGAAAAGAUCCGAGAUUUAGAGUUCUGCCUAGACGAGCACAGGGAGAAGCUGAAUGCCACAGAAGAGAUGCUGCAGCAGGAGCUUUUGAGUAGAACAUCCCUUGAAACUCAGAAAUUGAACCUUAUGGCAGAAAUUUCCAAUUUGAAGCUAAAGCUAACCGCUGUAGGAAAGGACAGGUUAGACUGUGAAGAUAGAUACGGAGACACAGAGGGCUUGAUGCAGGAAAUCAGUGAAUUACGGUCAAGAGUCGGAGAGAUGGAUAAUGAAAGACUUCAGUAUGAGAAGAAGCUUAAAUCCACCAAAGAUGAACUGGCAUCUUUGAAAGAGAAAUUGGAACAGAAAGAAGCAGAAGUAAGGCGGUUACAAGAAAAAUUGGUUUGCAAGAUGAAAGGAGAAGGAAUUGAAAUAAGUGACAAAGAUGAAAAUUGUAAAAAGAAGCUCAAAGACAAAAAUAUAGAGGUACAGAAAAUGAAGAGGGCCGUGGAGUCUCUAAUGGCAGCGAAUGAAGAAAAGGAUAGGAAGAUAGAAGAGCUGCGACAAUCCCUGAAUCGGUAUAAGAAAGUGCAAGAUGUGGUAAUGGCUCAGGGUAAAAAAGGCAAAGAAGGCGAAUGUGAAGAAUUUUUAAAUCCAGGAUCUGUUUCAGCGGUUUUAUUGGACAUGCAGAGUUUAAUUGAUCAAGAGAAAAGCCCAUCUCCUGUUCCAGUAAUCGGGUCUCCGAGCCAUGAAGUAUUUAAUACCAGUGUUCCUGAAGAGAAUUCACUACAGAUUCACACCAGCAUCUUGCAAGUUUCAAUCCCUGCUUUUUCUCCUGUACCCAAAAGCCCAGAGGCAGCUACAGAAAAAGAAAAAGCACAGCCUAAAGCAGAAGUUACAAGUGAAGUGAGUGAAGGUAAAACACCAGGUUCCUCUGUAGAAACACAGCCAUGUGACAGUCCAUUAGCUUCAACCCUGCAAAAAUCCAGCAGUCUGGGCAAUUUGAAGAAAGAGACAUCAGAAGUGGACAAAGAACCCCUACAGAAACCAGCAGAGACUAAAGCUCCUGUGGAAGGUAACAAAUGCGGAACCCUCCCUCCAAAAUCUCCAAGCCAUAGUGGUACUGGAGAGGAUGACAGAUUUGGUACCCGCAAAGCCAGAACGUCAUUUGGACGAGGCUUUUUCAAGAUAAAAAAUAACAAGAGGACAGCGAGUGCACCUAAUUUGGAUCGCAGUCGAAGUGCAAGUGCACCUACCUUAGCUGAAACAGAAAAGGGAUUUGCAGAUCACUUGGACCUAGCUGGUUUGCCCCCUCGACCGAAAGAAACGGACAGUGGGCAGAUGUCUCCCUCUUCUCCUGACUCCAAGAAGAAGACCAGCGGAAUCAAGAAACUAUUUGGAAGGCUUAAAAGGAGUCAGUCUACCACAUUUAACCCGGAUGAUAUGUCUGAAGCAGAAUUCAAAAGAGGAGGGACAAGAGCAACUGCAGGACCAAGACUAGGCUGGUCUCGAGACCUUGGACAGUCUAAUGACCUCGAUAUGCCAUUUGCUAAAUGGACAAAGGAGCAAGUUUGCAACUGGCUUCAGAAUCAGGGUUUAGGUUCAUACAUGAAUCAUGGGAAACACUGGAUACUGUCUGGGCAGACUCUCUUGCAAGCUUCUCAGCAGGAUCUGGAAAAGGAACUUGGAAUAAAGCAUCCACUGCAUCGAAAGAAACUUCAGCUUGCUCUUCAGGCAUUGGGGUCAGAAGAAGAAAACAAUCAUGGAAAACUGGAUUACAACUGGGUUACCAGGUGGUUGGAUGACAUUGGACUUCCCCAGUAUAAAACUCAGUUUGAUGACGGAAGGGUGGAUGGUCGAAUGCUCCAUUACAUGAGUGUUGAUGAUUUGCUGUCCUUGAAAGUUGUUAGUGUCCUUCACCAUCUUAGUAUUAAGAGAGCCAUUCAAGUCCUGAGAAUAAAUAACUUUGAACCCAACUGUCUACGCAGGAGGCCGUCUGAUGAGAACAACAUCACCCCCUCCGAGGUUACUGAGUGGACCAAUCACCGUGUGAUGGAGUGGUUACGCUCAGUUGACCUUGCAGAAUAUGCACCUAAUUUGAGAGGAAGUGGUGUACAUGGUGGCCUUAUGGUCUUGGAACCUCGUUUCAAUGUGGAAACCCUGGCACAGUUGCUGAACAUCCCACCCAACAAGACGCUGCUGAGACGCCAUUUGGCAACCCAUUUCAAUUUACUGGUUGGUCAGGAUGCCCAACGUCAGAAGCUGGAAACCAUGGAAUCUCCAGAUUACAUUCUUUUAACUGCAACUGCCAAAGUGAAGCCAAAGAAGAUUGCCUUCAGCAAUUUUGGAAGCCUGAGGAAGAAGAAGCAGGAAGAUGUGGAAGAAUAUGUGUGCCCAAUGGAGUUGGGACAGGCAUCUGGAAGUGGGUCUAAGAAAGGGUUUAAGCCUGGCAUGGAUAUUCGAGUGUAUGAUGACGACGAUCUGGAUAGACUAGAGCAGAUGGAAGAUUCAGAAGGGACAGUGAGGCAAAUAGGAGCAUUCUCUGAAGGCAUCAACAACUUGACACACAUGUUAAAAGAAGAUGAAAUGUUUAAAGACUUUGCUACUUGCUCUCCUAGCGCCAGUAUAACAGAUGAAGAUUCAAAUGUGUGACAAUAAUUGCCAGUACCAAUAAAUAAUUCAAUUUCUUACAUGCUAGGAACAUCAUGGUUACAUGUGAUGGGCAGCAGAUCAUGUACAUUACAUUGCUCUUGCUUCUGUUUGUUAGAAGUGAUAUUUUUGGGUGGUUGAGGAGGAAAGGUGCCUAUUUUAAAGUUGCCAUAAAAAUAAACCAACCAGACACUGGUGAGUGGUAGUAUAAUUGUUUUUACUAUAUUUAAUGUACAAACCUGUGACAUAUAUUUCAAAGUAUUUCAUUUACAGUUUGCUGCCAUAAUGUUCUUUAUGCUUAUUCAUGUAGUGAAAUCUGCUGUUUCAGAAUAACCUGAAACAUUAAGUAGAAUAUUCAACGUAUAGCUAACCUGUGUCCGUAUUCACUGUUGUAUUCAGCUGGGGAAAAAAGAUAUCACGGUGUCCUAUUUUAAUGGAUUUGUCCAAAGUAAAUACCAGUUCUUUUGUGUAGUAUCCAGUGUAGGCCUCGGAGUCCCAUGGCCCUACACAAAACUCAAAGGUAACUCGUGACUGUUGCUUUCUUAUUUUUAUACUGUUUUAUAUAAAAAAUAUGAAGUUCAUGUAAAGCAGAAGUUUUAUUUUGUGACAUAAAGUGGUGAAAGGUUCAAAAAAUUUUUAAAGGAAUAAUCCGAGUUUGCUAACCAGCUGGUUACUGGAAAAGUCAGACUGACCUUUGACCUACUUGCUUCCUUUCGUUUUUAAUUUUUGCUGGGUGUUGUCAACAUUUGUAUGGUUGGAAUGAAGCUAAUGUGAAAUGUAGAUCUGCUUGCAUCACAUUUCUUAAACUGUACUAUCUGAAAUUUCCUUUCUUUUCACCUCCAGCAGCAGCUGUUAACAUUUAAAGUAAGUUUUAAUGGCUUUAGGUUUUUAAAAAUAUUCUGGAAAAUUCACAGCUUGAAAUUGGAAAGUGCUCAAUCUGGGGAAGGAUAUUUCUGUGUUCUGUUUGCAGGAGGAUGGCUUGUAUAGUUGCAAAAGUUAUAUGGAGAAACAUAAGAAAUGUAUAAUUUCCCAGUAUUAAACCUCAAACAUUUUUUGCCUCAAAAAUAAGUUAAAUACCAAAACAUAUGUUGCCGAAUACUUACGCCUCUGUAAAGCACAGCUCCUUUCUGCUUUGAAAUAACCAGGUUUCUAAAAUUCUCACUAGCCGGGGAAAAUCUUUUGUCAUACAUUCUAUAGAAUAGGGUAUUUCUUACAAAACAUUGCCAGCUAUUUGUCUGUUAAAGUGAUGAUUGUUAAGGUGUUGCAUGUUGCAUGAUGCCCCAUGGCUUGUAAAGAAAAACUGCAGCUUGGCUUAUUACCUUACCCAUGUUGUUUGCUUGAACAGAAGGGUUUCAACAUACUUUUUUUUUCAUCAUAGUUGUUGUUACAAGCACUGGGAAGGACACCAUUCUAGACAAGUUGCUUAUACAAUGUAAACAAUGUGAGAGUUAUGGCAAUUUCAGCACAUCAUGUUUUGUUACAGAAGUUGGGAAUGCAGUUGAGAUGUUUUCAAGAUUUUGUUUAAUGUGGGCUUGUACAGAGGGAUUGGAGACUUUUUCUGAUGUUUAGCAGUAUAAUCAUAUCCGCUGUUACCAAUCUGGUUCUUUAAAAGGUGUGCAGCGUAGGUUUAUAUUUAUUUAUAACUACAAUAGAUUCAAUAGAACCAAUAAUGUUGCGCAUUACAUUAAAAUCUGCCAUUCAUUCUUUACUAACCAGAACCAGGCAAAGAAUACAUAAUUAUUAUUUAUUCAUUAUUCAAAAUUAUUGACCGGAUAAUAUCUACAAAUAAUGCUCGAUGUAUAGCUGAUUGAUCAGCAAUGUCUUGUGGUGAUUUGGUAUCUGAGUUGUUUUGAUUGGACAGGUAGGUUACAUGGAAUGCGUCUGUUCCCUGACUGGCUAAGUGUAAGAAGAAGGUUUCCUGUGUGAAUACUUGUGAAUUUGAAGUUUGCUUUCUGUGAAUAUUCUGCAGAGUAAUUAUUUGUAUUGAAGUAGUGCCCAACUAUGCCCAUUCAGGAUCCGGGUCCUGUUGUGCUAGGCACUGCACAAAUACAAGAAGACAUGGGCCCCUGCCCUUAGGAACCAGUAUUUGAUUAAAAUUCACUUUUUAGCAAACUCUCUUCGAAAUGAACACAAUAGUUAAAAUAUUUGCAGAAAGAGAUCCCAAGGGGAUUACAAACACAAAUAUUAAAACAAAUAUUCACAGAAAGGGCUGGAUGGGGGGAGCUACCAAUAAGUCUACUGAGACCUAUAGAUGUUCAUUUGUACUGAAUUGCAACGUAAAUAGAGGUCUGUUGAAAAUCAUUCUUUUUAGCAGUUUAAUGGUUGGAAAAAGGCCUUCCUAUCCAAGCUACCUAUCAUCUGAACUUUGAUUAUUUUAUGGAGAGAGUAAUAUAAAUGCUAAAAUAAAGUCAGGAAGUUAAAACAAACACAUACACUUCUUAUGAUAUUUUAAUUUUUUUUCUGUGUAAGAUGUAUGGCUAUGUAAAAGCAAAUAAAGUCUGUUGGAAAAUGCC